Molecule: messenger RNA, 8648 nt
Organism: Pteropus alecto (black flying fox)
Lineage: Eukaryota; Metazoa; Chordata; Mammalia; Chiroptera; Pteropodidae
Gene: KRABD3
Product: KRAB-A domain containing 1
Exons: 16
Coding region: 4070-7084 (1004 amino acids)
Biological process (GO): regulation of DNA-templated transcription
Source: RefSeq, a predicted model, not a curated record
GGCCAGGGGUCUCCGGGCGGAAACAGGACCACUCCUGGGAUGCGGGGCGUGCCCUCUGCCGCCCCGGCCCCGCCUCCUCCCGCGCCGACCUCUGUCGUCGCCGACGCUGAGGGUCGCGCGGCAGGUCGCGGACCGGGGAGCGGACGCCUCGGACCGCGCCGGAAGCUGGGAGCGGAGGCUGGGUCCGGGAUGGCGCGCCAGGAUCCUGGACCCCUGGGAGAGGCGAUGAGACAUGGAACUAGGUCCAUGUCCACCACUCCCGGGUUUUAUCCUCUAAGUAAGGUGUGUAGCUCCGAGAGCUGAAGUGAGAGCCGCAUCUGUCAACCUGGGCACAGUUUGAGCGAGUUGCGUGCAGAGCUGUGAAGGUGCUAGGAAGACGUGAUACCAGUGGGGAGUUGCCACGUGAUCUUCUGGAAGUCAGUUCUGUAAUUGGGGUGGCUCAUGAGCUUGGGACGACCGCAGGCAACAGACUCCAUGGUUGGGGCAUGGGGGAGGCCUGGGGCUGGGGCCUGGGGCAGGCUGUGAACAGGCAGAGCAGUAACUGUGCCAGGACCUUGGUGUUAUUAAUGCCCCACAAACUUUUGAGAGGAAGGAACAGCCAGGUAAAUUGAACGCUGUCAGAGACGGGCAGCCUGGCUGUCCAGUUAAGAAGCCCAAGGACACCAUUACUCAAAUAUGCCUACUGGUCCUGUGCUAGGGCCACCUCAUCCCACAGUUCCCUCAUCUAUAAAAUGAGGGGUUGGACCAGGUUCUGGGAGGCGUGUGUACUCACACUGUGUAGUUUCAUGGAGAAGGUGGCCUUGGGGAGCAAUAGGGCACAGUCGGAUGGACAGGAACAGGGAGGGCCUCCUGUCUUUUUGUCCACUGUGACUCCCAAAAGCCAAGGGGCGUGUGCGCACAGCCCACAGGUUGGAGGCAGCAGCGUACAGGGUCUGAUCUGGGAGACUGAGGCAUGCUGGGAGAAUGGGUCCAGGCUGGGAAGGACGGUGAGAGAUGGAUGGUUCCCAUGGGCACUGAAGUUGGAGUUUUCAGGCUGAGUGGUGACAUGGUAGGAAUGUUUUAAGGAGGACCAGCAUGGCAGCAGUGAGCCAGGAGGCUGCUCUGUUACAGCAAUCCUGAACCAGCCCAGAAAAUUCUGCUGCUGCUGGUUGAGGGAGGGCAGCCUGAGAGCCACUGAGUGAGUGAAGUAGGUCUGGAGGAGGACGGGAGGCCCAGAUUCAAGCCAGUGUUGCGUUUUCCUUUCCUGAGGGUGAGUGUUUACUGACUGUGUGUUUUCACACUUAUGCUUAUUCACUCCCUCGCACACACACGCACUCCUCACUCUUCCUCUGCUUCUUCUGGGCAGAGGGAGGCCACUGACGGGACCACUUACUCCAGCCAUAAUCAGUUUUCAGUCUUGUUUUGUAGGAACUUUGUCAUAGAAGAGUUUUCUUGAGGCUGAGAAGUUGACAGGCUUGGAAAUCAUCUCUUCAAGAUGUUUCGAAGAACGGGGUGUGUUUAGCUUAGAGAUAAAGAGGCAGGAGUCACAGCGGUCAGGAGUAUGUAGGGAAGAGCCUAUUCUGCGUAGCUGGAGGUGGCAGGCUGUGACAGAUUUAGCUGCAAUAAUGCUAAUCAUAGCACUUACUGUGUCCCAGCAUCUGUUCCAGGCACUUUUCUUGUAUUUCUUUAGUCUUCACAGCAUCCUUAUGCUAUAGCUUGUUACGAUCUUACUUUUAGAAAUGAGUUUGGCGAGGUCCCAUAUUAAUACGAAGCAAAGCAGGGGUCAGGUUUCUGGCAGCGUGGCUCCUGAGGUCAACCUCUCACCCCUGUGCUCUGCCCCUGGCUGUGUGGCCAGAGCUUCUUAACUGCCAGAUCAGGCCAGCCAUAGGACCAGCUGCUGGGAAUGUGGAAGGCACCCAUUAUUGAAGGCACUGAGGUAGAAAUUGAAGAGCCACCUUGCUUCGGAUGGAAGUCAGCAUGAAAUGUUAACAUCUACAGCUGUGUGUGAUUUCUAGUUCACAAACAUGCUAUGUUGGGCAGCUGGCCCUGGGGACAGGUGCGGGGCCGACGUUUCAGGCGCCUGUUCACCAGUGUGGUUUUCAUUUCCAGGGACUGGGCAGGUUCUGCCCCGUCUCCAGCCUGUGACUGGACCGCAGUGUCAAAAUCACUUGGGAAGUUUGACAAUGUCGAUUUCUGGGCCCCAGAAAACACUAAACCAUGAUUUAGUAGCUCUAGUAUGAGGUGGGAAAUCAGUCCUAAUUAAAAAGCAGCUGUGAAGUACAUCAUUUGAACCUCAAAGCCCUUUUGUUUUUCAGUUAUUAUGUUGUAAAUAACUUCUGAUGGGAGAAGCUGAGGAUACAGAGUAUUUUUCACCUGGUUUAAUAGAUGAAGAGGCCAACUUGAACCAGCUCUCCAGCAGAACUACUGUUUGGCUCUACUGGGUCCCAACCCCCCAGUUCCCUGCUCCAACCAGGGCCAUGUCACUCAGCAGUGGCUACAGAGAGUUUCUUGGGUUCUGGACUCUUCCCCUCUCCCUAUCACCACCUUAAACGAAGAGGUUACUGGGGGUGGUGACGUCUGACACAGAUGUCCAGUGUGUUCCCCUAUAGACACUGGGCAACAAUAAUUUUUAAAAAAUUAGAUGUUGGGUACUUGGUUUCUUAAGGUUUACUGACGUUAUCAUUGGUCGUAGUCAGUCAUGCACAGCGGAAGGGGCACCGAAGUCUCAGUCCAAAGGCCUGAGCCCUGGACUUGGUGCCGAGGCCGUCUGCCUGCUUGGCGUGCGCGUCACCCGUCCUUGCUUCGGACCCUUCACCCCUCGCACAGGAUAACAGUGUCUGAGCAGCGUAGGGCCGUGUUGUUAAUCAGUGGGAGCUCUGGAGUGCUCCGAAAAUUGUAAGGGUCACACCUCUGCUGAUCCGUGGGCCCUUGGAGAACAGAGCCUGAGUGUGACACAUCUCACUCAGCAUCCAGCAGGGUGCCGUUAACACGUGGGUGUUGAAAUUAGGGGAGGGAGGUGGGGAGAGGAAGAUGGAGCUGAGAGGCUGGGUGGUGGCUGAUGUACCUGGUACCCGUGUAGGUGGGUGUGUUGGGGAGACUGUACAUGCACAGAAGCAGCCACUUGUCCACAGUCCCCAGCUCUCAUCAUCAGAUAGGGACGUGUUCAGGCUGACCGCCAUUUACAGCAUGGCCUGUGUUCCCCAGAGAGAGGCCUGGGAGGUGGGUAGCUAAUAUCCCUGGCCUGGGAAGUAGCCAGGUGGACCCUCCAUAGCUCAGUAUAUUCUUUCCUGGAUCCAGCUCAGACCUGUCGAGCCAGCUCUGUGUCGAGCUACCAAAAGGUAGAGAAGAAAUGAGCUUCCCAGGCCGUCCCAACUUGCUUCUUCGCAUUGGCCUCCUGGGGCUGCGUUUGGGUGGAACUAUGGUUUUGCAGGUGUAGGACACCCUUAGAUUGUGGUUCUCAAGGAGUCGACUUACACUAACCAAACUUAUAAAGGACAGAUGGGUAAACCAGAGUGCGCCGGUUCCUUAAUGUGCAGCGGCGCCCGCCCCCCAUCUGCACUUGUGCCUGUCACAGUUUUGCUCACUGCAGUUUGUUACCCAGCUUCCGGUGGCCCCAGGCGUUCCGUGGCUUGUGUCUGCAUCACUCCGAUCUCUACCUCUGUUGUCACAUGGCCUACUCUUCUCCCUGUGUCCCUGUGUCUUCUCACUGUGUUGAGGGCCCACCCUACUCUGGUUUGACCUCAUUUUAACUAAUUAUAUCAGCAAUGACCCUGUUUCCAAAUAAGGCCACAUUCACGGGUACCGGGGUGAGGACUUCAGCGUGUCUUUUGGGGGACACAGCCCGCUCCCAUCACUGUCUCUUGAGCAGAUUCCUGUUGCUCCUUCACCUGCUCCCGUGUGUUGGGCACCCACCCCGCUCUCGCUGCUCCCCGCUCCCUGGUGACACUUGGCCUCACUGGGAUGGAACCAGCCAACUCUCCCGAGAUUGUGCCCACAGGUGUCCAUCGCCUUCCAGGACCUGGCUGUGCAGUUCUCUGAGGACGAGUGGCAGCUCCUGGGGGAGGGACAGAGGGAGCUCUACAGGGACGUGAUGCAGGAGAACUACGAGGCGCUGGUGUCCCUGGGGACAGCUGAGCCGCUCCCCCUCUCUGCCUUCCUGUCUCCCACGGAGCCUAGAGGAGCCAUGAGCAGGAGCCAAGCUGGUGAGGGACAAGAGGAGCCUCCUAGGGACGGUGCCCCAGGAGGAGCACCCCAACACAGCCUGCACCUCACUGCCCUGGUGCAGCUGGUGAAGGAGAUCCCGGGGUUCCUGUUUGGGGACGUCGGCCCUGAGAGCCGGGGCACCAGCCUGGACGAGGAGCGGGCGAGCCCCGAGGCACCUGUGGCUGUGGAAACUUGUCCUCUCCGAGGCCUGCCUGGCUGCCUUCCAGACACAGCCGUCAGCCGGCCCGGCCCGGCCACCAUGCCCAGUGGCAGGCCAUCAUCCAGCGGUUCACCUGGAGCCAGAAGUCAGGGGAGCCCCCUCUCCAUCAACGCUGCUGACACUCGGAGGCCUGCAGAGGAGGAAGGCCCUGAAGCCCCAGGCCGGGAGCACAGCCCUCCCACCUAUAGCCCCGGCAGGAGGAAGAGCCACAGAAAGCAGGAGAGAGAGUCUGCAGGGGCAGUGAAAACAGAGGCAGCGUCCGGGGAUUGUCCCCUCCAGGGUCUGCUGAACUGUCUGAACGAGAUCCCAGUGGCCCGGGACACUCGCGUCAGCCACUCAGGGUCUGGAGACCCACAGCUGCAGGAGGAUCCAGGGGCCUGGAAGAGGAAUUCUGGAGGGCCUGGACCCCACCAGACCUCUCCUCCCUGCCCUGGUGCUGUCGUGAAGAUGGAGGACAGCUGGGCCCAGAGCUCCCUAGUGCCAGCAUCCUGUCAGCUCGGCAAGUGGACCCGCAGCCCCUCUGCCACCGGCAGCCCUGGGGACGAUAGAGAUGCCGGUGGGAUCCGUGUGCCCAGCUGGGGCCCCGCAGCUCAAGCCGGCAGUGCCUCGAGCUCACCCCUGGAAGCCCUGGAGGCCUGUCUGAAGGGCAUUCCCCUGAGUGGGUCGUUACCUCCCCAGCCGCCGGCCACGUCUUGGUUCCGGAGCCCCCAGCCUGGAGACCCUGGGUCUCAGAGGCCCGAGCUGCAGCCCCGUGGAUCACACAGUCAAGAGGUGACCGUGGGGCCUCUUCUGGCUCUGGGCUUGCAGAGCUUCAUGAGAGACAGCUCUGCUUUUCCCCCAGGACCCCGUGGCACCCCCACCAGCUUCUCUUCGUCCAGCAGUACUGAUGGGGACGUGGAUUUCCAGAGCCCAGAAGGCAGCCAGGGGCGCAGGCCUGGAAAAGGAGGCCCAGUGGGCAGCUCCCCGCUCCAGGGCCUAGAGAACUGUCUCCGAGAGAUACCUGUGCCCAGGUCACAGCCUGCCUGGUCCUGGUCCUUGGCAGGGGACAGGGGACCAAAGAGAGCAGAGCCAAAGACCUGGACGGCAGAGCAAGAAGGACUGAGGGGCGAUGCCUGUGAUCCAGUCCGUCUGGGACCACGUGGGGGGGACGUGCCCACCAGGAGCCUGAGGCCGACCAGCCCGCAGGCAGUUGCCCCCAGCAGUGUCCCUCCCUGCUGCCAGCAAGGGCUCAAAGACCGCAUGGCCACCAGGCCAGGACCGUGGAGGUGGCUCCAAGAUGGAACAGCCACUACGCCCUCUCCGCUCCACUGCCUGGAAAGCUCUCUGAAGGGGAUCUUGCCUGGGAGGCCUCUGCGCUUUGCCUGCUUGGCCGGCCCCGGCCCCGGCCCUGGCCCCGGCCCUGGCCCCAGCUCCAGCUCCAGCUCCAGCUCCAGCUCCAGCUCCUGUUCCUCUGAAGGAGACCUGAGGCCAGAGCCUGAGCCCUGGCAGCCACUCCCGCAAGGGAGGGACCCGCUUCCCAGCAGCAAGGGUCCUGGCUCGUCGUCCCCACACUCUGGUGGCACCCCCGCUGGCAGCAGCCCUGGUGAUGGCCCAAGGAGGGCAGAGCCCAGGGACCACUUCGGCCUCAGUGCAGGGGCAGUUGGGAGUCCUAGCCCUGUCCCUCGGCCGGAGAAAAGGCCCGGGCUGGGGCCUUGCCAGCCUCCUGGGUCAGCACCUGGACCCCUGUCCUGGAAGCCCAGGGUUAGUGAAGAAUCUGGGAGCCUGGGGCCUGGACAUGGAGGACCAAGUGUCGCAGCCGGGACCGGAGGGAGGCCGCUGCCCAGGGGCCCGCCUGAGCCGCCGCCCUCGGCCACUGCCCCUCCAGCUUGGCCGCCCGCCUCCCCGCGGUCGCCGUGUUCCUGUGGGGGUCUCCUGCAGCAGGAGCUCCACGGCCUCAGUGUCGCCCUCUCGGAGAAGCUGGACCAGCUCGCCACGGCCCUGGCAGGCCUGUCUCGGGAAGUGGCCAACAUGAAGACCCAGGUGGAUCGGCUAGGGAGGCGCCCGCGGGGCCCUGGGCACAAGGGCCAGGCCUCCUGGCCAUGGGCCCUCCCUCGGGGCCCUGCUCAGAGACACCUGCCCUACUGGAGACGGAAGGGCCCCACCAGGCCGAAACCAAAGAUCCUGCGCGGCCAGGCGGAAGGCUGCAGGGCUGGCGACACCUCAGGCCUCUCCCACGGGACGCUCCACCUGGUGCCCCCAGCAGAACCUUCUGGGCCCAGCUCCAGCCCUUCCCAGCAGCCCCCAUACGCAGCAUGCAGCCGCACUAUGCUGACUGUGCACCCCGCCCUUGGACACACCGGGGGCCACCAGAGCCCCCCUCCCCCUUCAGUGCCUGCUGCCUUCCCCGCCCAGAUGUCCUCUCCUGCCACCAGUGCAGACGCAGAGCCACCCGCUGCAGUGGCUGCACCAGCCGGGACUCGAAACUGGCCCAAGGAUCCAAACGGCUUGUUGACGGGGGUCCAGAGAGCCCUCAAGGAGGAACUGUGGGGUGCAGAACACAGGGACCUGAGGUGGGGGGCCCCUAGCCACCUUCUUCGUCAGCUCAGUCCCGCUGAGAAAUCUCUGCCCCCGGCUGCCUCUCCCAGGGCCUGGCCCACCCCCACCCCCUGCUCCAGCCAAACCUUCCCCGUUUCUGGGCAGUGAGGGGCUGGGCACCCCCUGGCCCGACUGCCCCAGACUCCAGGAUGCUCUUUGUUCAGCCGCCAUUUGGGGCUUAUUCCUCAGCCGUGCCGUGUGGCCACCUCGGCUCAGGUUCGUUCAGAUGUCGCUUCCUCCUUCCCCAGAGCGUGCAGGGGUGGUGGCGGACACGCAGGCUCGCAGCACGUGUGCCCACAAGGGCCCCUCCCUAGCACCCGCCUUCCUGAUCUCGGCUUCCGGGUAAACGUGGGCAGAGAUUCCCUCUGGGAGAAUCCGCCCUGUGGUCUAAGCCGAAUUCGCCUCUGGUUUCCAAAGCUAAAGAAGUCGGCUGCUAGGGAAAGGCCCCGGCUCCACAGCAAGGGGCUCAGUGGGUCACGUCAGGGCCGAGUAGUCUGUUCUCACUGCUGGGGACGAGUUGGCUUGGCUGCCCACCCUCCACACUGUCGAGAGAAUGCACCGCCUCCCACAGGGCUGAGGACAGUUGGCUGCAGGACAGGAUCCCAAGGUGACUGGGAGAGAGCAGGGUGCCACAGAGUGGGCAGCUCGGCAUGUCCACGGGCAAGGUGGCGGCACUGGCUCCUGAGGCUGUGAGGGAGGCUUCCAGGCCCCUCUCCUGGCUCUUUGGGGGAGAUCUUCAUGUUCACAUGGGGUUCUACCUAUGUGCAUGUCUCCAGACCCCCCCUCUGCGUAAGGACACCUGCCAUGCCCUGUCUCCAGGUCAGGUCGCAUUCUGCGGUACUGGCGCUUAGGGAUUCAACAUGGACUUGGGGGACACAGUUCAGUUCAGCCCCUAACACCUGUAUGCGACUGAGCUAGUCUCGGCUUCCUCUUGGGAGAAGGAAGCAUGACUGGGUGUCUCUGGGCCAGAAUGGCCUGCUCUGGGCCCCACCCCUCGGGUGGCAGGUGGCAUAUUGGGAAGCUUGCCAGUCACCUACCCACCUCACUUCCUCCCGGGGCGGAUCUUUUCCCCACCCUUAUGUUCCCCCCGUGUCCUCAUUAGAUCUGAAGAAUCUGUGAGAACUGUCUGUGUAUACACAUUACCCAGGAAAGACAGGCCUUGUGUGGACCGACUCGGUCAGCUCUGCUAUCGGGGACCUGGGCCGCCAGGCCGAGGCCCGGCCAGCUCGGGGCCCGGGAGGGACUAGCGGUGAUGACUGCACAGCAGCGCCUCAUGGCUGGCGCGUGUCUGAAGCCGGGGUCACGGGAUGUACAGGGUCUAGCCCGUGCUCUUUGCUGCCCCUGUGCAAGCAGUAGAGGGGAGGGGCCGGGGAGACUGUCACAAAGCGGGGACAGGCAUUCAGAUGUUCUCAAAUGAGCGAUCUUCACACCUGGCCGUACCCGAUAGAGGAUGAGGGGCAGGAAAGUUCUAGGCUUUCCACUCAAGACCUCAGGAAGGUGAGCCCAGCUCCUUUUCAAGCUGUGCAGGGAGCGACACGGUGCAUUUCAGAGCCGGUGGACCGAGUAGGGGGCAGACUGGCGGAAGGACAGAAGGAUGUGCCUCAGCGCAGGCCCUGGCAGGGAGGAGAAUCCCACUCACCCCGCUCAGCCCUCCUUGCAUCCCUCCAUGCUC